CGUGAACCCCUUCACUCUCGGCCUAACCUAACCACCUCGCCCAACCUUAGCCCCACAACCACAAACCUCCAGACCCAACCAAAACAAAAAAUAAAGAAAAAAGAAAUAAAGAAAAAAAUCAAACCCAGGGCUCUCCUCCUUCUGUUACUCUAAAAAAAUUUGUCUAAUGGCCUCCGAGCAAGACGACACCGUUUCCUUUCCUGAAGAAGACCUCGACGACGAUGACGACGAAUUAUCCGACGACGACGAUGACGACGACGACGAAAUCGAAAUCGAAAACGAGAACGAGACGGAUGACGUCAUCAAUUCAGCCUCCCCCUCCACCUCAUCGCCUGCUGCCGACGCAGUAACCGUCGCGGUGCCGGCCUCCUCGGUCCCCAACGGCCGCCUGCCGAUUGCCACGUCGGCAAUCGCCACCACCAUGACGAUCGCCACCUCCUCCUCCUCUAUGCCUUCACCUAAACGAGAACGUGCCGAAGCCGAGGAGAAAAAGCCCCAGCCCCAACCAAUCGACGACUCUCGCAGGCUUUUCCAGCGGCUUUGGACCGACGAGGACGAGAUCGAGCUCCUCCAGGGCUUCCUCGACUACACGACGUCUCGGGGUUCCACGCACCACAACGACACCGCUUUGUUCUACGACCAGAUCAAGUCAAAGCUCCAGCUUGACUUCAACAAGAACCAGCUCGUCGAGAAGCUUCGCCGUUUGAAGAAGAAGUACCGCAACGUCGUCGGCAAGAUCACCGCCGGCAAGGACUUCUCCUUCAAGAGCCCCCACGACCAGGCCACCUUCGAAAUCUCCCGCAAGAUCUGGAGCAACGCAGACAACGCCACCGGCCGCCUUGCCGUCGACGACGUCGUCUUCGACGACGAAGAUCCCAACCUCAAAAACCCUAACUUUACCGAAGAAAUAGGCGAGAAGAAGCCGAAUUUGACCCCGAAGUCGCGCAAGCGGCCCCGAUCAGCGACUCGCAGCGAAGAGAAGCGAAUUCCGACGCCAACAGAUAACAAAACUAACAGCAAUGACAAUACUAAUACUAGCAAUUUGGGGAACAUGAUCGAAGAGACGGUGAGGAGCUGCUUGUCGCCGCUGUUCAAGGAGCUGCUGAGCAAUGCGAUGGGAAUUGGGGGAAGAGGAGUUGGAAUUGGGUACGGGGGAUUGGGGAUGAACGCGAUGGCGAUGAAUGCGAUGCCCCUGAGUUUCGGCGGAGUGGAAGUGGCGGCGGUGGACGAGCGGUGGAGGAAGCAGCAGAUUCUGGAGCUGGAGGUGUACGCCAAGCGGCUGGAGUUGGUGCAGGAUCAGAUUCGGGCGGCCCUGGAGGAGUUGCGGUCCACGGGACGGUGAUUGGUUGAUUCUAAUCUAUGGGUGCGUUGUAGUAAGUGGGCUGGCUUUUUAUUUAUUUAUUUUAAUUUUAUAAUUCGAUGAAUAUUUGUUGGUGUUCUUGAUAGCGUAGAGUAAUUGCUUUUUGGGUUUAUACUUUUCUGGUGAUUUCGAUACAAACACUUGUUGAAUAAUCAUAUCUAGUAGUUGUUUAGUGUUU
This is a messenger RNA of Corylus avellana, 1538 nucleotides long. Its product is annotated as DNA-binding storekeeper protein-related transcriptional regulator. Gene Ontology annotation, cellular component: nucleus. NCBI's taxonomy places the organism in Eukaryota, Viridiplantae, Streptophyta, Magnoliopsida, Fagales, Betulaceae. The record is from RefSeq and is a predicted model, not a curated record. Gene Ontology annotation, biological process: regulation of DNA-templated transcription.